Messenger RNA from Desarmillaria tabescens, 366 nucleotides. RefSeq lists its product as uncharacterized. The transcript has 3 exons. The record is from RefSeq and is a predicted model, not a curated record. NCBI's taxonomy places the organism in Eukaryota, Fungi, Basidiomycota, Agaricomycetes, Agaricales, Physalacriaceae. Bases 1 to 366 code for a protein of 121 amino acids.
AUGAGUGAACCUAAAGCCCCCCUUCAACCCGAGCCUCAGUACCAGCAUCCUUCCCAACCACCGCCCGAGUACGGUAGGGGCAUGUAUCCCGGGCAGCCGCAACCACCUCCACCCCAACAACAGUCCUACAACAUGCAUCCCCCACAGCAGCCCCCACCACAAGCCCCACCGAAAACACCAGCACAAAUUGGUGAGGAGUAUCGCUCAGCAUUAUAUGCUCAAUGUGCAGCUGGUGUGCACGAGCCGACAACAAAAUUUGGGAUCUGUGGUAUUAUAACAGCUGUAGUCUGCUUUCCUAUCGGCUUGAUAUGUUUGUUCAUGGAUACUGAGCAAAAAUGCAACAGAUGUGGUAUUAAACUACGCUAG